Penicillium cataractarum is the source of this 1665-nucleotide messenger RNA. Its product is annotated as F0F1 ATP synthase subunit alpha. The record is from RefSeq and is a predicted model, not a curated record. Gene Ontology annotation, molecular function: ADP binding; proton-transporting ATP synthase activity, rotational mechanism; ATP binding. Gene Ontology annotation, biological process: proton motive force-driven ATP synthesis; proton transmembrane transport. NCBI's taxonomy places the organism in Eukaryota, Fungi, Ascomycota, Eurotiomycetes, Eurotiales, Aspergillaceae. Bases 1 to 1665 code for a protein of 554 amino acids. The transcript has a single exon.
AUGCCCAACCCCACCUCGCGGCUAUUUCAUCGCACCGUCGAUGGUGCUUCUAUCUUUAAGAUCAGCAGGUCAUUCUAUGGCUCAACACCAGAUUGGACGAAAUUUCACAAGCAAUUUCGUUCAUAUGCUAUUAACGCCAAGGCUGGAUCCAAUGAAGUCUCUUCAACGUUGGAACGCCGAAUACACGGCAUUGAGGAUGAUACUAAGUUAACAGAGACAGGCCGAGUAUUGUCUGUUGGUGAUGGUAUCGUUCGCGCCCGUGGAUUAACCAAUAUCCAAGCUGAAGAGCUGGUCGAAUUUCCGUCCGGUGUGAAGGGUAUGUGCAUGAACCUGGAAGCUGCUCGUGUCGGUAUCGUGCUCUUCGGUUCGGAUCGCCUUGUCAAACAGGAAGAUACUGUCAAGCGGACUGGCGAGAUUAUUGAUAUUCCCGUCGGCCUUGAGAUGCUGGGACGAGUGGUUGACGCACUCGGAAGUCCAAUCGAUGGCAAAGGGCCCAUCAAAACUACCGAGAAGCGGCGGGCUCAGCUCAAGGCUCCUGGGAUUUUACCUCGACAUUCCGUCAAUCAACCUGUUCAGACUGGUAUAAAAGCAAUUGAUGCUAUGGUGCCAAUUGGCCGUGGUCAGCGUGAGCUGGUCAUUGGGGACCGUCAAACUGGGAAGACGGCCAUCACUCUAGACACUAUCCUAAAUCAGAGAAGGUGGAAUAGCUCCUCCACUGAAUCCGACAGGCUGUACUGUAUUUACGUCGCUAUCGGCCAGAAACGCUCUACUGUGGCCCAGCUUGUCAAGACUCUUGAAGAAAAUGAUGCCAUGAAAUACUCGAUCAUUGUCGCAGCUACGGCCUCGGAAGCUGCUCCUCUACAAUACCUUGCUCCCUUUGCUGGCUGUGCUAUGGGGGAGUGGUUUCGAGACAGCGGCAGACAUGCUAUUAUUGUUUAUGAUGAUCUAUCAAAGCAUGCAGUGGCCUACCGUCAAAUGUCGCUGUUGCUUCGCCGGCCCCCUGGCCGUGAGGCUUACCCUGGAGAUGUUUUCUACCUCCAUUCACGUCUUUUGGAGCGUGCAGCAAAAUUGAACGAUAAGCAUGGUGGCGGCUCUCUUACCGCCCUUCCUAUCGUUGAGACUCAGGGCGGUGAUGUUUCUGCGUACAUCCCUACCAAUGUGAUCUCCAUAACAGACGGGCAGAUAUUUUUGGAAUCCGAACUCUUCUAUAAGGGCAUCCGUCCCGCGGUCAAUGUUGGACUUUCCGUGUCUCGUGUUGGCUCUGCCGCGCAACUCAAAUCCAUGAAACAAGUUGCCAGUUCCCUCAAGCUAUUUUUGGCCCAAUAUCGCGAAGUUGCGGCCUUUUCUCAGCUAGGCUCGGAUCUGGAUGCCGCCACGAAGCAAACUCUUCGACGUGGAGAGCGUCUGAUGGAGCUUUUAAAACAAAAACAGUACGCUCCUAUGCCUGUCAAUGAAAUGGUACCCUUGAUCUAUGCUGGUAUCCAUGGUCUUCUUGAUAAUAUACCUGUUAACAGGAUUAUGGAUUGGGAAGCUGAGUUUCUCGCCCACUGCAGACACAACAAGCCAGGGAUGCUCUCCAGGAUCGAAGAUGAAGGCAAAUUAAGCAAUGACCUAGAAGCUCAAACUAUGGAGGUCAUUGUCGCCUUCAAUAAAGCUUUCUCAUAA